AUGACUGAAAGAAUGUCUUCUCCCAAUGCCUCUGAGACUCACCCUUCCUCAUUCCUGCUCUUGGGAAUUCCAGGAUUGGAGGCUGCACAGGUCUGGCUUGGUUUUCCUUUCUGUGUCAUGUACCUGACUGCUCUUGUGGGAAACCUUGUCAUUCUGUUUGUGAUCUGGACUGAUCCUAGACUCCACCAACCCAUGUUCUACUUUCUGGCCAUGUUAUCAGUGAUUGACCUGAGUCUCUCUACCACUACCAUCCCCAAGAUGCUGGGCAUCUUCUGGUUCAACCUUCAGGAGCUGUGUUUUGGGUGCUGUGUUGCUCAAGUGUUUUUUGUGCACUUUUUCACAGUCAUGGAGAGCAUUGCACUUCUGGCUAUGGGCUUCAAUCAUUAUGUGGCUAUUUGUAACCCUCUCAGGUACACCACAGUCCUCACCAACAGAAUCAUUGGGGUGAUUGCUGUGGCCGUGGUUCUGCAAAGCUUGUGCACGAUUGCACCUAUCGUUUUUCUCCUCCUGAGGCUGCCUUACUGUGGGCAUAGCAUCAUCCCUCAUACCUACUGUGAGCACAUGGGUGUGGCACGUCUGGCUUGUGCCAGCAUCCGUGCCAAUGUCUAUUAUGGUCUAGGGAAUAUUUCUUUCUUGUUCCUGGAUGUGCUUCUAAUCAUCAUCUCCUAUGCUAAAAUUGUAUGCACUGUCUUCCACCUCUCUUCCCAAGAUGCACGCCUGAAGGCUCUCAACACCUGCAGUUCCCAUAUCUGUGUCAUCUUAGCCUUCUUUGUCCCAGCUCUUUUCUCCUUCCUCACUCAUCGUUUUGGUCAUCACAUCCCCCAGUAUAUCCAUAUCCUCCUGGCUAAUCUCUAUGUAGUCAUCCCCCCUGCCCUCAACCCAGUCAUUUAUGGGAUCAGAACCAAGCAGAUCCAGGAGCGGGUGAAGAGUCUCUUUACUACAAAAGAUUGA
Messenger RNA from Marmota flaviventris (yellow-bellied marmot), 951 nucleotides. RefSeq names its product olfactory receptor 52E8-like. Gene Ontology annotation, cellular component: plasma membrane. Gene Ontology annotation, molecular function: G protein-coupled receptor activity; olfactory receptor activity. NCBI's taxonomy places the organism in Eukaryota, Metazoa, Chordata, Mammalia, Rodentia, Sciuridae. The record is from RefSeq and is a predicted model, not a curated record. Gene Ontology annotation, biological process: G protein-coupled receptor signaling pathway.